AUGAGCAAUGCCACAAUCAUCAAUGAUGAGACUAUUGAUCUAUUGUUGAAGGAUAUUGGAAAUGCUCUCAUUCGUUCAGAUGUCAACAUGAAGUUGGUCAUCCAAAUGAGAAAGAGUAUCAAAGAUCAGAUCAAGUUGGAUUCAAUGGCUGCAGGUCUAAACAAGAGAAGAAUCAUCAAGAAGGUUGUAUUUGACGAGUUGAUCAAGUUGUUGGAUCCAGGCGUUGCACCUUGGAAGCCUACAAGAGGUAAGGCAAACGUUAUUAUGUUUGUAGGUUUGCAGGGAGCAGGUAAAACAACUUCAGUGACAAAGUUGGCACAUUACUACAAGAGAAAUGGAUAUAAUACUGCGAUGGUCUGUGCCGAUACAUUCCGUGCUGGUGCGUUCGAUCAGCUGCGACACAAUGCCACCAAAGCCAAGAUCCCCUUCUAUGGUAGUGACACGGAGCGCGACCCCGUCGCCGUCGCCAAGAAGGGUGUGGACAUCUUCAGAAAGGAGGGCGCCGAGAUCAUCAUCGUCGAUACGUCCGGUCGUCACAAGCAGGAGGAGGAGCUCUUCAAGGAGAUGAAGGAGAUCGAGACCGUCGUCAAGCCCGACAACGUAGUCUUUGUCAUGGACAGUUCCAUUGGUCAAGCUGCUUCCGACCAAGCCACAGCCUUCAAGAACUCUGUAAAAGUCGGUUCAGUCAUCAUCACCAAGAUGGAUGGUCAUUCAAAGGGUGGUGGUGCUAUCUCUGCCGUGGCAGCUACAAAGAGUCCAAUUAUAUUCAUUGGUACAGGUGAGCAUAUUCCAGACUUGGAUCUAUUCAAUGCUCAGUCGUUCGUCAGCAAGCUGUUGGGCAUGGGUGAUAUGACUGGUGUCAUGAAUUUGAUUGCCGAUGUUGUACCAAAGGAUACCAAAGCAUUCGAGGAGAUCGCCGCCGGUAACUUCACCUUUAGAAACAUGAGACAACAGUUCCAACAGAUUAUGAACCUUGGUCCACUUGACAAAUUCGUACAGAUGUUCCCUGGAAUGAACAACAUGCCAAUGCUACAAGGCAAUGAUGGAAACAUGAAGUUUAAGGCAUUUAUUAAUAUAUUGGACAGUAUGACUGAUGGAGAACUGGAUGGAAAGCAUCCAAUGACACCAACUAGAAUAUUAAGAAUUGCCAGAGGCUCGGGAAGACAUCCACGCGAGGUGGCCGAGCUGGUGGAGCAGAAGAAGGUGUUUGAGAAGAUGUUUAAGAAUGCAGGAAUGAAGAACAUGAUGAAGAUGGCGUCGAAUGGUGGCAUGCCAAACCAGCGCAACAUGCAACAGAACAUGCAACAGCUGGCGGGAAUGGUUCCACCUCAGAUGAUGAAGCAGAUGGGUAUGGGCGGUCUGCAAAACAUGCUCAACUCUGUCAAGAACAUGAAAGGAAUGGGCGAUCUGAGCAAACUUGGUCUGGGAGGACUUGGCGGAGGCAACAAUCCAUUCGGACUGGAUUAA
Messenger RNA from Acytostelium subglobosum LB1, 1467 nucleotides. RefSeq lists its product as hypothetical. Gene Ontology annotation, biological process: SRP-dependent cotranslational protein targeting to membrane; SRP-dependent cotranslational protein targeting to membrane, translocation. Gene Ontology annotation, molecular function: 7S RNA binding; ATP hydrolysis activity; GTP binding. Gene Ontology annotation, cellular component: signal recognition particle, endoplasmic reticulum targeting; cytosol. NCBI's taxonomy places the organism in Eukaryota, Evosea, Eumycetozoa, Acytosteliales, Acytosteliaceae. The record is from RefSeq and is a predicted model, not a curated record. The coding region runs from base 1 to 1467 and encodes 488 amino acids. The transcript has 5 exons.